UAGUUGUACACGAAGUAUAAUUCUUUUUAUUAAAAUAAAUCAAGGAAAAUGAAUUUGAGUAAUAUACGAAAAAUAUUCCGAGAAUCUCAAAAAUUUUUAUCAAAAUUUUAUCAAUAUUUUGAGAUGAUACAUAAAUUAUGUUUUGAUGUCACGCGUUUCUCGUGCGUCACUUCCAGCCAAUGAGCGCGCUCGAAUCAUAAAUUCUGAACAUAUCGCUAUGAUUUAUCCAACUGGUGGAAAAACGGCAGAAAAAUCGAAGAAAGCUUUCCGUACCGUACGGAAUUUGAAUUCUUUUGCGAAAAUAUAGACAUAUCAAGAGUUUCGAAAGUAUUGAUCUCUUGGUUUACCGACUCGCGAGUCGUUUCUUUGAUGAAAUUAAACGGGAGUCCUGACAACUGCACGAUACUGCACGAUCGAUGUCGUAAGACGCUGACAUUUAAAAAUACCGCGCAUAGAUUUCGGCCAUUUUGCUUUUUCUGACGACGCUGCUAAUAGGUGCUUGACAACAGGUGGCGUUGCCUGUCUACUCGUUGCGUUCCAAGAUGGAACCAGAUGAAACUUGAAUGUUCACCGCAGCUGAAAGGUAAUUAUGAGGUAGUAUGUAGAAGUUCGGAUCGUCGAGUGUGCGCUAUCUUAUAAGGAGACGCUGUUAGGAGCUGGGACAUUCUUCAUUGAUGUAAGCAACGAGAUGAUUCGAGCCGCUUCAAAAUCGCAAUAGAAAAUUUGGUCGAAAAUUGAUGCGAGACGCGGAUGAUGAGACAUGCUAAUGCGAAACGAAUUUUGGACUAAUUAUAUCUACGCGCUGUUCGCUGUCAUCACUACCGUCGUUGUCGUCGUCACCGUGAUCGUCGUCGUCACCGCUGUGAUUACAUCUCGCCUAUCGUCACUGUCGUUGUCAUCGUUGCUGUCACACAGUCUUUUCUAUCGUUAUCAUCACGGUAACGGUUAGUGAAAAUGUACCGCUGUUAACGACAGUGUGCGUUACAUGUUAGAACAUGUCCGCGCAACAACCGUAGCAAGCGGCAUCAUCUUCUCCGGGAUUUGGCCAGCCGGCUGUCUACGAGCUAACCCUUACGUGGCCGUGGAAGGACUCCAUAGCCUCGUUGUGGCCGGACAGUAUUUACUGUGUCCGGGAACAACGAGACAACCUGACAACAUACGAAGACAUGAAGUGGCUUGGGACGAGUAGCGGAGGUGCCGGAGGCGAACCGGCUUCCUCCAUGCAACUGCAUCACACCUCCGCCAAUGGCCACAUAUCUACGGAUACUGAACAGUGUGGUCAAGUAAUGGCUGGUGGUGAUAACAUGCGAAUUCAACCUGGUCAGACUCAUCAAAUGGGUGUGAGUAGAACUCAGGAUGAUGCCAUGGUUAGCUACGUAUUUCAACGACCUACGGAGCCAGAAUUUAAUACUCAGUCAUCAACUUUCCAAGCUAAACAAGCUCCACGCACUUGGGCUUUAGCAGACGAUGUUAUCGUUGAUAAUAAUCAAGAGAAAUGGAAAUAUCCUAUGGCUAAACUUGGUGUACCUCAACAAAGUCAAUCUCAACAACUUGGAUUAACUAUGAAUAACGUACAUUUGAGUAAUGUACCAUAUGAGAUACAUCCAAUGCAGUUAAAAAGUGGAGCACCAGGAACGGAACACUUGGUUUAUCUAAAUAACCAAAUGACUGCUCAACAACAAGUUGCCCUUUUUCAUCAUCAACAGCAACAGCAACAAUUCAGAAAUGGACAGAUUGCUCCCUCGACAAAAAAGCUCUGGGGCAUGGACGAGGGCAGUUCCAAGGAUGAAGGGAGUGUAAAAGGUGGUGGGAACUUGCUUCACCUGGGUGACCACCAGACCACCAUGUGGCGAGAUUCUACCUGGAGCACGUCAGAUCAUGCGGUUUCACAACCCAUUUCAAUGGGUACCGGUAGACGUGUGGGUGUUGGAACUGGAUAUCACCAUCAAGCGUCCGAAGUUGGAACAGUGCUCAGUCCUAGAAGCAGUGAAACAGGUGGUUUGGGAGUUAAAAUGGUUGAAUAUGUCCUUGGAACGAGUCCUACUACACCAAAAGAUCUGGAACCUCGAAUGGUUUCUCUGAGAUUGAAUCCAGAUACUGACAAGAAAGAAAAAGAGAAAGGAUCGGCAAGUCCCUUUGACAGUACAAAGGAUGAUACUGGGCCACAAGGCAAUGGUUUGGCUUCUCAAAAUGGUCUCGACGACGACAAAGGAUUUAAUCGCACACCUGGAAGCCGCCAACCAUCUCCCGGUGAGGAAGAGUUUCAAAAGAACGCCGCCGCGACUUUGGCCGUAAGCGCCGGUGGCGGUGGCGUUGUUCUUUUGAAACCUGGGGUUGACGUUGUCGGCAAUGAGGAACACUUUAUGGCGGCAUUUGCGGCGGCCCCGCCACAUCAUUUACAACAUCAUCAAGCUCCACCAACUCAUCAUCUGCAACAUCCGCAUUCGCAUGCAGCAGCGCAACUUUUUGGAGCACAAGCUCCACCGCCACAGGGUCCACCGCCGUCGCAACAACAACAACAACAACAAGGUCCUCCACAGCCGCAAGACACUACUACACAUUUUGACGUUCAGCAACUGUUUCGCAGUCAAACUCAGGGAACACCGCAACAAAUAUUGCUGCAGCAACAUCAGCAGCAACAUCAACAGCAGUAUCUCGCUGCGUCUCAAGCGCAGCAGCAGCAACAGCAGCAGCAGCAGCAACAAAACUUCCCCACGGCACCGUACACCGUUAUCAGCGGUCAGGAACCUUACGUAGGAGCGUUAAUAGCUGGCGCACCACCUCCAGUGGUCCCGCAGUACUAUGGGGUCGGAUCUGUACCCUGGGUCUAUCCGGCUGGAUUGUUGCCGCAAGCUCCGCCACAAGCAGCCGCACCACCACCACCUCGACGACCGCUUACACCCUCUUCAGCAGCAGCAGCGGCUGCCGCCGCGCAGGACACCGCGAACAAUCUGGCACAGACGGUGAGCUGGCCACUGCUAGAAGUUCAGGGACAGUAUCAAGUUAUACCAGCUUAUUAUGAUCAGAACGGCUCGAUUGUCAUGGGUGGAGUGCGCGGUUUGAGUUCAGCAGCGACCCCAAUGAGAUUGGUCAGUCCCGCGCCGGUUCUUGUUAACAGAGCUCCGUCUCAACCUCCACCGGGUCCACCGGCUCCGCCGCCGCCGAACCUAUAUUCUCAACCGACUCCGACAUCACACAGCAACGCUACACCCGGCGAAUGUCUCGGUCUGGCAGCGUGCAGCGCAGCGGCAGUGGUCGCGCAAGCUCAAGCAGUUGCAGUGCAACAGGCGCAGCAGCAAGGAUCGGGACUUGCCGCGGGUUUAGCGGCACUAGGAUACGGCGGCUCCCCGCUCGGAGCACUGGGCUCGCCUGCCCAACUACAGAACACAGGUUUAGGACUCGGUGCAUCUUCAACUGGCAGACGAGAUUCCUUUGAUAGAAAUACUUCAGCCUUCAGCCCAAGCUUGGAAUAUAGCCGGGCAAAGUGGCCUCAGAGUUACGGCGCCCUCGAUACAGGAAUUUGGGACAAUACGUACCUAGAUACAGGUUGGGACAGAUUGUAUCUAACAGAUACUACAGAUACAAGUACUUCUUCCAAAGAGUACUUGAAUAAAGAUACAGGUACAGUCACUGCGUCACCAAGUCCUCUGGGAUUGUCUUUAACACCACCACCAACUUUAGGAGGAUCCCUGAGUGGUCUUGUCGGAGGAGCUAGUCGUGUGUCAGCGGCUCCCGGUGCCGAAGCUAAAUUCCGUGCAAGUGCAGUCCCUGGUCUUACAGCAAAUGGAGUGUUUGGUUCUAGUAGCUCUCUGUUUCCCAAUCUCGUAGGAAAACCUGGCCGUGGUGGCGCCACUAAUAUCAACGACAAGAAUGCUGGAGGAAGAUCUCGUUUAUUAGAAGAUUUCCGAAAUAACAGAUUUCCAAGUCUUACACUUCGUGAUUUGACUAAUCACAUAGUUGAAUUUAGUCAAGAUCAGCAUGGCUCACGAUUCAUUCAGCAGAAAUUGGAACGAGCUUCGGCUAGCGAGAAACAGCUCGUGUUUCAAGAAAUUCUUGCUUCUGCUUAUUCUCUCAUGACAGACGUGUUUGGAAAUUACGUCAUACAAAAGUUCUUUGAGUAUGGGACACCCGAACAAAAAUCGACACUUGCUCAAAAGGUUCGCGGACAUGUCCUGCCGUUAGCAUUGCAGAUGUACGGUUGCAGAGUAAUACAAAAAGCACUUGAAUCAAUCGGACCGGAACAACAACAGGAAAUCGUGCGGGAGCUAGAUGGGCACGUGUUGAAAUGCGUAAAAGAUCAAAAUGGAAAUCACGUCGUUCAGAAAUGUAUUGAGUGCGUAGAACCCCGAGCAUUGCAAUUUGUAAUAGGGGCAUUCGCAGGACAAGUUUAUUCUCUAAGUACUCAUCCGUAUGGUUGUCGAGUUAUACAGCGUAUUCUCGAACACUGCACUCCCGAACAAACUCAAGGAAUUCUGCAAGAGUUACACGCCGCUACUGACCAACUGAUUCAGGAUCAAUAUGGCAAUUACGUCAUACAACAUGUGUUAGAGCAUGGAAAGCCGGAAGAUAAAGCACAAUUGAUCAGCAGUGUUAGAGGCAAGGUGCUUGUUCUCUCCCAGCAUAAAUUUGCGAGUAAUGUGGUUGAAAAAUGCGUGACUCAUGCUACAAGACAAGAACGUGCUGUAUUGAUUGAAGAAGUCUGCGGCUUCAACGACAAUGCGUUGAACGUUAUGAUGAAGGAUCAGUAUGCCAACUACGUCGUACAGAAAAUGAUUGAUGUUGCGGAACCAGCGCAACGCAAGGUACUGAUGCAUAAGAUUCGUCCGCAUCUGGGAAGUUUACGCAAGUACACUUACGGCAAACACAUUAUCGUCAAAUUGGAGAAGUUUUUCAUGAAAACUGCCUCGGCAAUGGGAGUGGCAGCAACAGCAUCAGGUACGUCGACAAACAGCGGAGGCAGCGAUCUCGGUCCUAUCGGGCCGCCCGCAUCCGCAGCGUCCAGUCAAGUCUCGACGUCUAGCCAACCAUCGCCGCAAGUUUUAUAAACAUGCGCACGGAGCCUCUAUCUUCGUCGUGGAGAAGAAAACAAUUACACAAAGAAGAGGCAAGCAAAACCACAACCUCCACACAUGUCGCAUUCUUUAUUUUAUCUUAGCGAUAUCUGUUGUAUCGAUUGAAUAACGAGUUACGAUAAACCUCUUUUUCUUUUCGUUCUUUUUUCUCGUUCUGUCCUGUGCUUUCGGAGAUGGAAAAAAAAAAACAAACAAACAAAAACAAAGAAGUAAUGUAACUUGCGCGUGGAGAAACUUCGGACAUUGUUUCUCACGAACGACUUGUUAACAUAUGUGUCUUUUUGUUAAUUUUUGCAAUCGUUAAGUCGACAUUUUUUAUAAUAUGGUUUCUUCGGGGCCCUGGACAUUACGAGAACACGGUAACUAAGAAAAAUAUAUAUAUACUAUACACGAAAGAACAGUCUGUAGACACAAGGAUAGAUAUGUUUGCAAUGCAUUUUUCUAUCGUGCAAGUACCUCCGCGCGAAGGAGUAACACGAACGUAGAGAUAUUGCAUUACCAAUAUGUAACACGGGUGUAAAAUUACACUUUAAAUUUGAGUGUGAAAUUACGCUGUAAUUUCGGGUUUCUAAAUGAUGUUUCUCACGAUUGGCAAGUUUUUAGAUUUAUGCUAAACGUUAAUAUCACACUGUAUGCGUUUUGGCAGUCUUGCGUCGCGCAAAAUCUAUAAAACUUUCGUAAUAUUUUUAAAGAGGGAAAUCGCUUGAUUAUUAGAUUAUCGUGAAAGGUAAUUACGCUGGAUUAUUAGAUGCGUUGUAAUUAAAAAUUUAGAGCUCCAUCUUUCGGUAAAGAGUAAAUUUAAAGCGGAGCACUAUGGUGAAUAGACAAAGCGCGGCUAGUUGAGAUUGUACUCGGCGGACAUAUUCAAGCUUUUAUGAAGGCGAUAAGAUUAAAAAAAAAAAAAAAAAAAACACAGACUUUUAGACGGUUAGAUCUUAGUGCUGCAUGUGCAUUUAUAUCGACUUGUACGAGGGUUGUAACACACACAUAU
Molecule: messenger RNA, 6063 nt
Organism: Pseudomyrmex gracilis
Lineage: Eukaryota; Metazoa; Arthropoda; Insecta; Hymenoptera; Formicidae
Gene: pum
Product: pumilio homolog 2
Exons: 20
Coding region: 1167-5045 (1292 amino acids)
Biological process (GO): post-transcriptional regulation of gene expression
Cellular component (GO): cytoplasm; nucleus
Molecular function (GO): mRNA 3'-UTR binding
Source: RefSeq, a predicted model, not a curated record